Molecule: messenger RNA, 2876 nt
Organism: Mirounga angustirostris (Northern elephant seal)
Lineage: Eukaryota; Metazoa; Chordata; Mammalia; Carnivora; Phocidae
Gene: LANCL3
Product: LanC like family member 3
Exons: 5
Coding region: 117-1379 (420 amino acids)
Biological process (GO): carbohydrate metabolic process; peptide modification
Cellular component (GO): plasma membrane
Source: RefSeq, a predicted model, not a curated record
UCCCCGCCGCAUCAACCGCCAGCCGAGCGCCUCCGAGAGCGAGAGGUGGUGCGCGGCGCUGCAGGGCGCGCCCUCCAGCGGACCCCGGCCCAGCACUGGGGGGCACGGGCAGCAGCAUGGACACCAAGCGCUGCUUCGCCAACCGCUUCGAUGACUACCAGGGCAGUCUGCUGGCGGGCCAGUGCGAGGAGGCGGUGGCGCCCUUGGUCACCGCCACCAUCGAGCGCAUCCUUCAGGAGCUGCCCCCGCUCGGGGGCGGCGCCGAGGCCCGGGGGGCGGCGGCCGCGGCCAGCAGCUGCCAAGGCGGGCUGUACGGCGGCGUGGCCGGGGUGGCCUACAUGCUCUACCACGUCUCGCAGAGCCCGCUCUUUGCCGGGGCCCGGGAGCGCUACCUGCGCUCGGCCAAGCGCCUCAUAGACGCGUGCGCCCGCGCCGAGGAGUGGGGCGAGCCGGACGCCGACACCCGCGCUGCCUUCUUGCUCGGGGGAGCGGGCGUGUACGCCGUGGCCACGCUCGUGUACCACGCCCUGGGCCGGUCCGACUACGUGCAGCCGCUCGGCAAGUUCCGGGCUCUGUGCGCCGUCUGCGCGCCGGUCUCCUUCCUAGAGUGCGGCUCGGACGAGCUGUUCGUGGGCCGCGCGGGCUACCUGUGCGCCGCGCUGGUGCUCAAGCAGAAACUCGCCCAGGAGGUACUGACCCCAGCACAGAUCAAAUCAAUUUGCCAGGCGAUUCUGGACUCUGGGAAGCAGUAUGCCAUGAAAAAAAGGAAACCAUUCCCCCUGAUGUAUUCUUACUAUGGAACUGAAUACUUGGGAGCAGCUCAUGGCUUGUCGUCCAUUCUCCAGAUGCUUCUGUCUUACCACGAGCACCUCAAGCCCUCAGAUCAGGAGCUGGUAUGGCAGAGUGUGGACUUCCUCAUGGAGCAGGAACAGAACUGCAACUGGCCACCCGAGCUCGGCGAGGCCAUCGAGAGAGAGAACGAGCUGGUACACUGGUGCCAUGGCGCCCCAGGAAUUGCCUAUCUGUUUGCCAAAGCUUAUCUGGUUUCCAAAAAACCGCAGUACCUGGACACGUGUAUCCGGUGUGGGGAACUUACGUGGCAGAAGGGCCUGCUGAAGAAGGGGCCGGGGAUUUGCCACGGUGUCGCCGGCAGUGCUUAUGUCUUCUUGCUGCUAUACCGCCUCACCGGAAACUCGAAAUACAUCUACCGAGCCCAAAGGUUUGCUGAGUUUUUAUUUACGGAGGAAUUCAAGGCCGGCUCUCGGGUCCUUGAAAGUAUAUACAGCUUGUAUGAAGGCUUCUCCGGGACGGUGUGCUUUCUGAUCGAUCUGCUGCAGCCCAAUCAGGCCGAGUUCCCUCUCUUCAGCGUCUUUGUCUAGAAGGCUCCAUCUCCCACUGUGGCCCUGCAGAAGGUCACUGAGAUUUCCCAAGCCUACCCGAGGCAGUUUCCACAUAAGCCACAUUCAAUGGUUAUCACAACCAGGAGCCUUAACAUUGCCGCCAGAAGGAGGGAUGGGCGGGCGAAGGCAGGUGAAGGCAACAUGGUACCAGACUUGGGGGAGAACAGUUUGAGAACCUGCAGAAUUAAGACCCCACAACUCUUCUAAAAACCAUAGAGACUUAAAAUUUCAGGGAAUAGGUAUGAAACCAGAGAUCAGAGGAAAAAGGGAAAGAGAAAUGAUCCAUUUUUCAGUGAUGGCAUAGAAAACAAAACUGAAAUGUGGACUAUGUAAAUAAAAUGCCAGUACCUUUGCAAUUGGAAAGAGAAUUUGGCCAUUUAUGGGUGCCCUCCACCCAUAAAUUCAGAAAUAAACACAAUCAAAAACUAAAGUAAUUGCCCAGCUGAAAAUUGCUAGGAGGAAUGAAAUGUCAGGUUGCUGAAGGACAAAAAAAGGAAACUCUUGGUUGUCUUAGGCCUUUACUUAUUGAAAUUCAUGGUUUUUACUGAAUGGAUAAAUUUGCAUAUGAAUCUCUAUUGUUAAUCAUUAAUCUGGGCACUUUAAAGGAAACAUAUCAUAACCUUUUUUUUUUAAAGAUUUCAUUUUUAAGUAAUUUCUAUGCCCAACGUGGGGCUCAAACUCACAACCCCAGGCGCCCCUAAACAUAUCUUAACUUAGUUUAAGUCCUGAAAUUCAAAGUUCCUUUAGGCCUUACAUCUCUUUUCCUGGUUCCUUUUUCUUUCCUAAAGCUCAAUUAGAAUAGGAAAAUUCAUAGGUUAGCAAAUACUAUAGCAAGUGUUGCUGUCAAGUGUUUUUCUCAAUUUGAAGCGUGAGCUGUGUCUUCUCUAUUGUUAAUAUAAAAUGCUUAUGUAAUCCCUAUGAAGCUAUUAGCUGAACUGUAGAAUACACUCGUGGUAAAAAUCACUCAUCACAAAGAUCAGGGUAGCCACUACAAAGAUAUGUCAUUUCUGCCUUUGCGGGAAUACUGUGUUUCCUGGGACAGGCAGACCCUGGCUGAGAAUGGGACCUAGUGAUGGUGAAAAGAACAUUGCCAAAGUUUAUGCUGUUAGAUUAAGAGAUGAGUGAACUCCUUGGCUGAUCACCUUAGUCUCCAAGACACAGGCUCCACUAGAAACUGUCUACAAUACCCACUGAACCAAGUUGUUAUAUUAAAUUCUACCCUGCUAUAUACACAUAGAAGUUGUAAAACUACUUCAGGUAAAUAGGGGUUUGCAGAACACGGUAGGAACAUCUGUCAGGUCAGAAUGCGAGCUUACCCAUUUCCUAGAAUUUGGUCACUAGUGAUUUCAUAUAUCGGAGUGAGGAGGGACCUGCAUGCCGUACAAGAUUUAAGAAUUAUUCAAAUAGUCAUUAAAUAUUUGCAUAUAUGUGAUAGAUGUAAAAAUAUAUAUAUAUAUUCUACAUCUAUCUCCAUGU